Molecule: messenger RNA, 669 nt
Organism: Sordaria macrospora k-hell
Lineage: Eukaryota; Fungi; Ascomycota; Sordariomycetes; Sordariales; Sordariaceae
Source: RefSeq, a predicted model, not a curated record
AUGUAUACAUCAGUAGUGAGACUACAAAAUGUAUUUGGUUUCUUUACAACCGUCGCCUUUGUAGUCGCGGCUUUUAUCGCCGCUUCCGACUUCGUCGCAGAACGGGCGCCUAUUGUGCGAACCCUUAAGACAACCAGUGUCCAAGUCGUUCGAGGCCGACCGCACUACUACUCCAGCAAAAAGGAAGAAUACGCCGUCAUCAACUUCUCUCUCGAUGCCGACCUCUCCUCGCUCUUCACAUGGAACACCAAGCAAGUCUUCGUCUACGUAACGGCUGAGUGGCCAGCGGCCGACCACUCUACAACAAACGCGACCAAUGAGGCCGUCAUCUGGGAUAGCAUCAUCACCUCGCCCAGCGCCGACCACCUGGCCAACCAUUGGUCCCGUCGCCAUGAAGAAGCUGCGCAAGAGCGCGGGCGGGAAGACGGCAAACUCGUCCUCAAGAACCAACGCCACAAGUACAAAAUCACUCAUCCCUCCGGAAAGCUCGCCACGACCGAGAACGUCACCCUCCGUUUGCACUACAACGUCCAGCCGUGGGUUGGUCUGCUUACCUGGAACCAGGACGUUGAUUAUGGGUAUUGGAAGGCUCUGAAGAACGGGGUGAGCAAGCGCUUCAAGCUGCCUGCUAUUAAGGAGAAGAAGCCUGCGUCGGCGGGCAGUCGGUAG